Molecule: messenger RNA, 6633 nt
Organism: Trichoderma citrinoviride
Lineage: Eukaryota; Fungi; Ascomycota; Sordariomycetes; Hypocreales; Hypocreaceae
Product: non-ribosomal peptide synthetase
Exons: 4
Coding region: 1-6633 (2210 amino acids)
Biological process (GO): amino acid activation for nonribosomal peptide biosynthetic process; secondary metabolite biosynthetic process
Cellular component (GO): cytoplasm
Molecular function (GO): phosphopantetheine binding; catalytic activity
Source: RefSeq, a predicted model, not a curated record
AUGUCAACACUACCGACCAAUCUCUGCGAGUUGUUCGCUUUGUCCGUUCGACAGUACCCGGAGAAUCUCGCGAUCGAUCACGAAGAUGGAGCCUUGACGUAUAGGGAGCUCGAUGAUGUUUCCUCAUCGUUGGCCCAUGAUCUCUCCGUGUUGGGAGUCGGCGGUGGAUUACCCGUCUUGCUAGUAACAGCUCACGGAAGCUUCAACAUCGUGGCGAUUCUCUCCAUCUUGAAGGCCGGUGGCUGCUUUGUGCCCAUUGAUCGCAAGACAUGGUCGCCCGAAAUGAUCGAUUAUGUCUGCGAGACGGUCGAAAGCCAGGUCAUCAUCAACACUACCGCAGAACCAUUCAGAGCGACCAAUGGAUCGCAUCACGUCUUGCACAUGACGACGCUUCCUCCUCCUUCCAGCCCCAACACGCCUUCAUAUUCUCUACAACCAAGCGACGAUGCCUGCAUCAUCUUUACCAGUGGCAGUACCGGACGUCCCAAAGGGGUCAUCCUCUCACACAAAGCCUUCUGCUUGUACUCACAGACGAGUCCCAUGAAUCUGGAUAUUCUUCCUGGGGAUAGACUACUUCAUAUCUUGUCAGUUGCUUUUGAUGCUUGUGCCUGUAUGCUUUUCUCAGCCCUGGGCAAUGGCGGUACACUGGUCCCAGCUCAAGCGGAAGACAUCUACGCCAAAGCCUCUUCAUGCACGGUAAUGGCAGCGACGCCUUCAAUAUUGAACACCCUCAUGGAAUCUACGCCGAAUUCAGAAUUUCUGGGAAACAUGCAUACUAUCAUUCUUGGUGGCGAAACGGCAACCUCGGAGCUGCUGGCCUCGCUGGUAGAUGCUGGUGUCCGAGUUCUGAUCGGAUAUGGAGCGACAGAGACGACCUCCAUGGGCUCUAUACAAGUUACAUCUCGUGAUCCAGUCACGAAGAGCAUAAAUCCUCAGCUCAUUGGAGGUUCAAUCGAGGAAAGCCCGAUCUGGCUUGUCGGCGAUGACUUCGAAGCGAUUGAGGACGACUUUAUCGAGGGCGAGAUAUUCAUUGCUGGCGACGGUGUCUCUCGCGGAUAUUACCAGGACGACCUCCGGACCAACAGCAGUUUCAUCAAUUGGAACUCAAGACGAGUCUAUAAAACUGGCGAUUACGGUCGAUGGGUGCCAAGCCCAGCAGGUGGCCGGUUGAUCGAGUUCUGUGGCCGAAAAGAUCGAACAGUCAAGAACGGCGGCUUCCUCGUGAACCUGGAUCGGGAUGUCGAGAACGCCCUUGGUCGUGCAGGGAUGUUGCUCGGAGUCACUUCUGUCUGUGCAGCGGUUACAGAAGACGGCAUCGUCGCCGUCGUGACGCCAGAGACGGUUGACACUAUGGACCUAUUAGCAAUGGCAAGGCAAACCAUGUGCUCCUACUGCAUCCCAUACCGGAUCGAAGCUGUCCAGUCAUUUCCAGUAUCUCCAAACGGCAAGUUACAGCAUAAGAAAGUAUUGGAAAUCAUCUCUACGAUGGAUUAUGGGAAAGCCAAACAACGAUCUGUCGUGACAGCUCCUGUCCCUGUGCCGCAGGAACCGGAUACUGAGGCAUCGGAGAAGCAAGACCGGCUGUCCAAGAUUCUCAAUGCUGCGUCAAAUCUUUUUGGCCGCUUAGGAGAUGGUGGGAGGCAGAUACAGCCGGGCGAUUCAUUCUUGAGGCUGGGCGGCUCCUCCCUAUUAGCUUUCAGGCUUGUCUCUGCCCUUCGCCAGUCAAACCUGACCAUCUCUCCAAGAGACCUCUUCAGCUGUCGAACCUUUGAGGAGAUAGCCGAAGCGUCAGAUAACACACUCGAGGUACAAGUGGAAGCAUCCAAGUCAUCGGCAGACGAGUGUUUCGCCGUCACACAAAAGCUCGCAGCGCUCCGAAGCCAAGCUCGAAGUAUCCUUGCAUUGGACGACAAGGCGUUCGACAUCAGUCCUUUGACCAGUCUACAGCUAGCCUUUGCCUUUCCAACGUUAAGUUGCAGCUCAAAGAACGUCAACCAGAUGAAACUGGCCUACGCUGGCCGGUACGCGACCAUGAUGGAGAGAGCAUGGCGAGCGAUAUGGCAAGCUGAGCCGGUUUUCAGGACAGAGAUUUGCCUCGCUAUUGGAUGCGGCGCGCAGGUUAUCCACAAGAAGUCGUUCAGGACACACAAGUUGCGGUUAUUUGGCAACUUGGCAGACUACGAAGAUGCGGUUGAUAAUGCCGAUAUGGGUGUUGGGUUAGGUUGCUCACUGGAGUUUAUCGCAUACUAUCCAGACGCGACCCCAGUAGCCACACCGACGCUCAAUAUGCCAAAAGAUGUCGAGGAACUGACCGUCGUCCUGACAGUCCACCACAGUCUAAUGGAUGGCAUCUCACUACAAAUGGUACUGGACAACGUUGAGAGUCUUGCAAGAGGACGACAGCUUCCAAGCAGCUCUAGUUCAGUAGAAGCGAACCUUGGGCUGAUAUCCCUGCAACAGAAGAAGGACGCAGAAGCCAGAAAGUUCUUCGCCGAGUAUUUGAAAGAUUUUUGCCUCACCAAUGGCUCGCUCAAACAGCUCAACGUUGCCAAUGGAACAGUGCGGGAUUCCACAAGACAGCACAACACCGUCUUGUUUGGAUCGUCAGUCUCGAGUACUGAGGUCGCUGAGUUUGCGAGCCAGAACUGUUUAUCGGCAGCCUGUGUCUAUUACACGGCUUGGGCCAUGGCAAUGAGCACUUUUGAGGGAAACUCUGCAGUCGCCAUUGGUUCGGUCUUCUCUAAUAGAGCGUCGCAGCCUGAGCAUCAGAACACGAUCGGUUUAUACAUGUCAACUCUACCCUUGGUGGUCCAUCUAGAUGCAGAACAAGCAGUGCUCGACCUCCUUCGAAAGAUAAUGAGCGACAUUCUCACGCUGGGAGAGUAUGCUUGGGCACGGUCAGACCAAGUCGGCAUCGGCAGCUCGAUGAGCAGUCUGGUCUCGCUUCAACCAGCACUUCCCGAUGAGCGUUCAAAUCCGCCAGUUGUUCGCGCCGAGUCUAUCGAGAACAGUGCUUUUCCAUUGGCUCUGCUGAUAGAGUCCAACGGCGAAUUUCGCAUCUUGUACAACGACGACAUCUUCGACGAAUACACAGUUCGGCGGUUAGGCGGCCACUUUAAGCAAGCACUUCGUGGUGUAUUGCAGCAUGCUUAUGUGGGCGACUGCAUGAGGCUGAAUGGGCUUCAAGAGACAGUAUACCAGCAAGCAGAGGCAGUAAGGAUCCUACAAAGCGAAAGGACGGUGAAGCAGACAUUGGAAGACUCGAUCGACCGGUUUCCCGAAAACAUUGCUAUUGAAGACCAUCGAGGCGUAGCGCUUAGCUAUGCAGAACUCGAGAAGCAAACCAACACCAUUGCUCAUAACAUCAACAGGCAUCUGGCUGAUACGGAUGUCACAGCUGUUGCUGUGUAUGGCGAUGGGUCAGUUGGGUGGCUGUUAGGCCUCCUCGGGAUUCUCAAGACGAACCGCGCCUUUGUUCCUCUUGACCCCAAGUGGCCGAUGGAACGAAAAGCAACAGUGCUUGAAGCAAGCGGAGCGGCUGCCGUCCUUGUCCCAAACUCGACACAGCAAGACAAUGUUCCAACAAUACCAGGAAAGAAGACACUGAUUGUAGAGGAUCUGCUCUCUCACGCAACUGGAAAUGAAGAUGUCACAAGGCCAUCAGACAUCGGCUCUCCAGAUUCUGUUCUCGUCUACAUCUUUACCUCCGGGACUACGGGAGCACCAAAGGGCAUUCCCACGACGAAUCGAUCAUUCCUGGCCUUUCAGAGCAAUCCCGAGGCUACCAUGUUUGCAGCGCCCGGCAGACGGAUUGCCCAGUUCAUGUCGCCCGCAUUUGAUGUUUGCAAUGAGGAGAUACUCUCUGCGCUGUUGCACGGAGCAACGCUUGUUCUAAGAGAUCCGGCAGAUCCUUAUGCUCAUCUUCAGAGAGUCAAUACGGCGACAAUGACGCCGGCAGUUCUGUCGGUUCUGGAACCAGACCAUUUUCCAGACCUUGAGAUUAUUUAUUCCACUGGAGAAGCGAUCACUGCUCCGAUCAUCCAGAAGUUUGCCACAAAAAGGCUGCUCUACAAUGCCUACGGGCCAGCAGAGUGUGCCAUCAGUACUUCAUUUGAACGCAUGAUUCAAGGAGACGCCAUCACGAUUGGAACAUCCUGCGCCACGGCUCGCAUGUGUCUCCUUGAUGAUGAGCAGAAUCCUGUGCGGAAAGGAGUACAGGGCGAGAUCUAUCUCGCAGGUGUACAAGUCCUUCAAGGAUACAUCAACGCCCCAGAACAAACGGCUUUGCGCGUGCUGUCCGACCCAUGGCAUCCCAAUGAGAGGAUGUACCGUACCGGUGACUACGGAAACCGCCAGAAAGAUGACCGUGUCAUCUACAUGGGACGAAUGGAUCGUCAAGUCAAAAUCCGCGGAUUCCGCAUCGAGCUCGAUGGAGUAGAGCAUGCAAUCUUGUCGGCACCAACCGCCGAUGGCGUCUCUCAGUGUGCUGUUCUUGCGGUCGAUGGAGCGCUGGUGGCAUAUGUCACAUUUUCAUCCACUGGGGCAGAGAUCUCUACUGAAGCACGAAUCAGUCAGCUUCGUGGCAGGCUGGAGAAGACACUGCUUCCUUCAUGGGUGCCUCAGCAAAUCAUCCCGAUAAACGACUUUCCGCGAUCGAUGAAUGGCAAGAUUGAUAACAAGGCUUUGGAAGAGAUGUACCGUUCAAAGUCAUUCCUCGUCCAUGAGUCUUGUGACCAACGAUCCAUACCGAUGAGUGAGAGUGUCGCAUCCAAGCUCGCAGAGGCAUGGCGCGAAGUCCUUCAACUGGGACCUCUGGUGAACCUGGGACCAUCGGACAAUUUCUUUGCCCUGGGUGGUCACUCGGUGUUGGUCCUUCUUCUUGCCACAAAACUCACAGCAAUAUUUGGGGUGGAGAUCACAUCUCGCGAGUUGCUACAAUCUCCGACCUUUCAAGCUCAGGUCGACACAGUCGAAAGCAUGCUGGGAGCUAAAGGGUCAUCAGGAUCUGGCGUAAAAACCUCAAGGAUUGUCAAGACAUUGCCAACAGAAGAGCUGACAAAACUCGAACGUCAAGUCUGGUUCCAGUACCAGGUUGGCACCACCACUACAGCAUUCAAUAUUGCCAACGUACUCACUGUUUACGGUGAAGUGGAAUACACCAAGCUCCUGGACUCUUUCAGCACUGCAUUAGCUUCUGAUCCAGUCCUUCGGUCCAAUUUUGUUGAAGGGCCCGACGGUGUGAGGAGAGAAAUUCGAGCCUCCGUGCCUCGAGUUUCUGAGGUCGAAGGGUUGGACAUAACGGCAGAGACAAAUCAUGCGUUCGAUUUGGCCCACGAUGAAUUGAUCCGCGUCCACUUUGUACGCCAACCGGACGACUGCGAAAAUGCACGGAGCAAACCAACAGUUCAGAUUGUCAUUGUCACCUCACAUAGCAUCGCCGAUCUGGGUACGCUCCAAAAUCUGCUUCGCCUCGUGUCGGACGCAUACGCUGGAAAGAACGUAAAGGUACACGAGAGUCCGCAGCAUCUUAGUUCGAGUCAUUGGCAUUACUCCCCUUCAUUAGCUGAGCAAAAGUUUUGGAGAAACUACCUCGCCGGACACGAUGCCAGAAGCUCUAUGCCCUCUCGCUUCAAGAUCCCACUCCUCCCCUCGACGACUGCAGCCUUCCAAGGGACGUCCCGCACACGCGAGCUCCGUGGACUCGUCAUUGUCAGGCUGAAUGCACUUAUCAAACGACUGGGCAUCACUCACCAUCACAUGGCGCUCACUAUUGCUGCUCUCCUGUUGCGGUCGGUUCUGGGUGAAAAUGACAUUAUACUCGGCACUCCAAACGCCAACCGUCCGUCUCUACAAGAACGCGAAUCUUUAGGACAGUUCCUAGACCGGCUUCCCGUCCGCAUAAAGCUCGACUCAUCACGAUCAUCUCCAGAAGGCAAUUUCAACCAGAUUCUGACCAACGUGCGCGACUCAGCCGUCCAAGCUCUAGCCAACGCAAUACCCUUCUCUAGAAUCUUGGAGGCGCUCAACAUCUCAGGCGGUCACCUUCAGCAUCCAGUUUUUGAUUGCAUGGUUACGUUUCAUCCUCUUCAAACGAGCCUCUCUACGUGGCUGAAGUUGCCGAGCUGCGAGGUCGCCGUAUCUCCGCGCUUUGCUGAGGGAUCCAAGUUCCCGUUGAUGCUAGAGUGGUUCGAGCUCGACUCCGACCGCUGGUCACUACAUAUCGAGCACGAUACAACUCGACUACCAUCUACUCUUGUAAGCACCCUUGAAGAUGUGCUACAGGUCAUUUUGGAAGCAAUUGCGGACGAAUCUUCGUUGGGGGAACUACACACUCGUCUUGCUGCCAGGAAUGGAGGCCCUACGGAUGCGUUCUUGGAGACAACCAACGACAACCAGCAUGGCUUGACAACUUUCUCAAAGGUCGUCGGCAUUGUUCAGAGGGAAAUGGCGCUGUGCUUUGAUAAGCCUCAGGUUCAGAUAUUGCCCGACACAUGUUUCUUUUCGGCUGGAGCGGAUUCUAAUGCCGCUGUCAAGCUUCGGCAUCGGCUAAGGGCUUUGGGGUUGGAGGUGCCGCUGAGAACGAUAUUUAUUUCCAGGAGUGCGGUCGAACUCGUCAAGCAUAUCACAGUGUAG